GAAAAUAAUUCAAUUAUAAUCAAAAAGAAAAAAAAAAGAGAAAGAAAAAUCAAUUGCUUUUCAAAUAAAUUAACUUGAAUCUAUCGGAGAAAGAUAUUGGAAAAUAAGCACGGAAAACCAUAUUUAAUAAAUUAAUUGAAAAAAUUUAGCUGUAAACAACCACCGAUGCAUAAAGUUUGAGGCGGCGCAUAAGAUGAGAAAUUCUUAAAGCAAAACAGUUGUACACAAAUUGGAGAUAAAAGGAAAAUCGUUCUCCUUUUAAGUAUCUACAGAAUUGAAAAUAAUAUUGGAGUUUCCAAGAGCGACUUGCGAAAAGCAUAAAAUUUUUUUUUAUUUUUAUUAAUAUAAUAACACUAUGGCUGAAAUUCGACGUCGAAAACAAGAAGCUGGAGGAGAUGAAGAUGCGGCAUGUAUGGGUCCAUCUAUAUCACCUUCAAUAACUGAAGCUGAAAAACGAAAUUCAUCAGCGGCUGAUUCCUCAGAUCAUAUUGAUUCCGAAGAAGAAAGAUUACCAGAAGAGAAAUUUGUGGAUGAUUUGUCAAAAUCAAUACCGCAAGGCACAGACAAAACUCCGGAAAUAUUAGAUUCAGCUUUAAAGGAUUUACCCGACAGAUGGAAGAAUUGGGUAAUACGUGGUAUAUUUACUUGGAUUAUGAUAUGCGGAUUUGCACUUAUUAUCUAUGGUGGACCGCUGGCAUUAAUGGUGACUACUUUGCUUGUCCAAGUGAAAUGUUUUCAAGAAAUUAUAUCGAUUGGCUAUCAGGUAUAUCGUAUACAUGGUUUACCUUGGUUCCGAAGUUUGUCUUGGUAUUUUUUGCUUACCUCGAAUUAUUUCUUCUAUGGCGAAAAUUUAGUUGAUUACUUUGGUGUGGUCAUUAAUCGUGUGGAAUAUUUAAAAUUUUUAGUGACUUAUCAUCGCUUUCUUUCAUUCGCCCUCUAUUGCAUUGGCUUCGUUUGGUUUGUUUUGUCAUUGGUCAAGAAAUAUUAUAUGAAACAAUUCAGUUUAUUCGCCUGGACUCAUGUCUCGUUGUUGAUCGUCGUAACGCAGAGUUAUUUAAUAAUACAAAAUAUAUUUGAAGGUUUAAUAUGGUUUAUUGUACCGGUUUCGAUGAUAAUAUGCAAUGAUGUUAUGGCCUAUAUGUUUGGUUUCUUCUUUGGUAAAACUCCGCUAAUUAAAUUAAGCCCGAAAAAGACAUGGGAAGGUUUUAUCGGCGGCGGUUUUGCUACCGUUUUAUUUGGAUUGCUUUUCUCUUACAUAUUAUGUCAUUAUCAAUACUUUGUCUGUCCCAUUGUAUAUUCCGAAGAAUUGGGCAGCAUGUCGAUGACGUGCCAACCAAGUUAUUUAUUUACUCCGCAGGAUUAUAGCUUGAAAGUGUUGGGAAUAGGUAAAACUAUUAGUGUAUUUCCAUUUAUAUGGCAUUCCAUAGCCUUGAGUUUGUUCAGCUCGAUAAUAGGGCCGUUUGGUGGCUUUUUCGCUUCCGGUUUUAAGAGAGCUUUCAAAAUUAAGGACUUUGGUGAUAUGAUUCCCGGUCAUGGUGGUAUUAUGGAUCGCUUUGAUUGUCAAUUUUUAAUGGCCACAUUCGUUAACGUUUACAUUUCCAGUUUUAUAAGAACUCCUUCUCCUUCCAAAUUGUUAACUCAGAUUUACAAUUUAAAACCGGAACAACAAUUGCAAAUUUAUAGUGCACUCAAGGAGAAUUUGUUUGAUUUGUUAACUUAAAUUUUCGUAUACAUACCUACUAUUACUAUCUAUUAGACAGAGAGGGAGAGAAAAAAAAAAUAAAUAAAAGAAAGAAAGAGAGAGAGAGAGAGAGAGAGAGAAGAAAAACAAAC
Molecule: messenger RNA, 1833 nt
Organism: Glossina fuscipes
Lineage: Eukaryota; Metazoa; Arthropoda; Insecta; Diptera; Glossinidae
Gene: Cds
Product: phosphatidate cytidylyltransferase, photoreceptor-specific
Exons: 9
Coding region: 356-1720 (454 amino acids)
Cellular component (GO): endoplasmic reticulum membrane
Molecular function (GO): phosphatidate cytidylyltransferase activity
Source: RefSeq, a predicted model, not a curated record